AUGAGCAAGGCUCAUCCUCCUGAAUUGAAAAAAAUUAUGGACAAGAAGUCGUCAUUGAAACUAAAUGGCGGUAGACAUGUCCAAGGAAUUCUGCAGGGAUUUGACCUGUUUAUGAACCUUGUGGUAGAUGAAUGUGUGAAAAUGGCAAACAGUGGGCAAAAGAACAAUACUGGAAUGGUGGUAACACGUGGAAAUAGCAUCAUCAUGUUAGAAGCCUUGGAACGAGUAUAAACACAAUGACUGGUCAGCAAGGAGACUGUUCAACAUGUUCCCUCUUCCACUGCAUCUUUUCAGUUUGAUAUAAAAAUUAGGUUAUGUACAUUUUCUUACUGAGUUUUGUUAAAUAAACUUUCGUAAUAGUAAAAAAAAAAAAAAAAGGAAUUCAACCCUUACUAGGCCCCCCUCUGCCAUCUUGUUCUAGGACCUGAACCCUCCCCCCACCUCAGAGCGUUUUACUUAUGGCAAUAGACCAAACCCAGUCCAAGUUCUGCUUUGUGUUUUCUUAUUUUUCAGCUUCUCUCUCUCUCUUUUUUUUUUUUUUGCCUCCAGGGUUAUCGCUGGGGCUCAGUGCCUACACCACGAAUCCACUGCUCUUGGAGGCUAUUUUUUCCCUUUUUAUUGACCUUGUUGUUUAUCGUUGUUAUUAUUAUUGUUGUUGUUGUCAUUGUUACUGGAUAGGACAGAGAGAAAUGGAG
Messenger RNA from Erinaceus europaeus (western European hedgehog), 695 nucleotides. RefSeq names its product small nuclear ribonucleoprotein G-like. Gene Ontology annotation, molecular function: RNA binding. NCBI's taxonomy places the organism in Eukaryota, Metazoa, Chordata, Mammalia, Eulipotyphla, Erinaceidae. Gene Ontology annotation, biological process: mRNA splicing, via spliceosome; spliceosomal snRNP assembly. Bases 1 to 231 code for a protein of 76 amino acids. The record is from RefSeq and is a predicted model, not a curated record. Gene Ontology annotation, cellular component: catalytic step 2 spliceosome; P granule; U2-type prespliceosome. The transcript has a single exon.